Orbicella faveolata is the source of this 1435-nucleotide messenger RNA. RefSeq names its product GPI-anchor transamidase component PIGT-like. Lineage: Eukaryota; Metazoa; Cnidaria; Anthozoa; Scleractinia; Merulinidae. The record is from RefSeq and is a predicted model, not a curated record. Gene Ontology annotation, biological process: attachment of GPI anchor to protein. Gene Ontology annotation, cellular component: GPI-anchor transamidase complex.
GGUCGUGUGCACAGACCUCACUGCGUUCGGUCUGUACUCACGACCUCCGUCAAGAUUCUCCCAGACCGACAAAGCUCGGUUAAUAAGAGCCAAAUACGGACCUCACGCUAACUCAAUAACGUAUUAGUUACUACUAAAUUCCUAGAGCCAACAUUGGGAUGAGUGUAAAGCAAUCUGUUGAGAAACUUGCGACUGAAAGGGUUGUUAAUUUUUGUCUAGAUGUCAUCCACGUGACCCCAGCGAAGGAUCGUUUGAGGCCUUACACUUUGGAAAUGUUACUGACCUUACCAGCAAACUCUGUCACAGAACUGAGCAUACAGUUCCACAAAGGAUUCUUAAAGUGGACAGAACAUCCUCCAGACGCUCAUCAUGGCUUCUAUAUCAGUUCUGCUGUUAUUUCUACGAACCUUCGAAACCCACUGAAUUACACUGGCCCCUCACGUCAAUCGUCUCUUCUGUUUCCUAGUCUUGAGACCACCCCAGAGGAGGAAGUAUUUCUUCGUCUCCACACAGAAAUUCUUCUGAUCACCCUUCCCACCCCUGACUUCAGUAUGCCGUAUAACGUCAUCUGUUUGGCUUGCACGGUGGUAGCCAUUGCAUUUGGUUCGUUCCACAAUCUUUCCUCGCGGAGAUUCGAAGCUGUUGACCCCAAGAAAAAUCCUGGUCCCAUUGGCAAGGUUAAAGGUGUGUUGGCAAAGUUAAAAGGCAAGAUAUUUGGGAAAAAGAAGGAAGAAGUUUCCGAAGAAAAGAAAGAAAAUUGAAAACUACGCAUCGAUAUCGUCCCGAAUCUGUUCCAAGGAGCUAAAAUGGUGAAUGACUGUCACGAGUCAAUCAUUAAAGCAGCGAACCAAUCAGAACUUGAAGCAACACGCGACCAGCGGCAAGCACGGGAAAAGUCGGGCAAGCCAUUUACGAGUGGUAUUGACUCUGCUUAUGAUUGGCUGAAGGGAUGAUAGCUUUGUUCUGAUUGGUUAGAGAACGUGGCAUGACGGGGUUCUGUGAACCAAUCAUUUGCUUUGGAUGUAAAAGUUGUCUCUACGUCUCUUCAAGAUGUAUAAGACAAGACAACCGCAGUUGCGAUUGUCAUGAGAAGCGUGAAGGGAAAAAGACAUCUGGAACAAAAAUAUACAGUCAGAAAAGACUGAAGUAACUAAAGAAACCUGAAUGAAAUCGGGAGGAAACUGCCUUUAGACCGAGACACUCAGACAAUACUGACAUUUCCUUUCAAAUAGUUGAGGCUAAAUUUAAUUGUAAGACAGUUUCUUUGUGUCUUAUUCUUACAAAAAAAGAAAACAAAAAACGCUCCGCAGAAUUGCAAGUCAGAUAGGAGAAAUUGUUGACGAGGUUUACGCACAAAAGGAACUGCUUUGAAGUCUUCAAUAAACCUAUACAGUAAAGUAAAAUGUAAAAAUAAAACCCGCUUAAGAAGUGUUUA